AUGGAGAGGGAGGAGAGAUGCCACUACUCUUCGCACUGCAGCUACCCGGCAAUCGAACCACAUGCAGAUCCGGAGCGAACUGCUCUAUCUGGUCGAAGGAGGCAUGGCGUGCCGGAGGAGGAGGUCAAGCCGGCAGGGAGGACGGGCACCUGCCCACGUGCUGUGGUGCUGGCGAGCCCCUGCCGGCGUCUCUCAUGCCACUGUUGGGGCAGCACGGAAGUGGACAUCGGGACUAGCAGGGGGUUGGCGACACCGCGAGAGCCACAAGUCGCCGGUGAGGUGGGGGUCACUGAUGAAAAAUGGAGGAUGAGGGGAUCCAAGAAGCCAAAGUAUCUUUUGGAACCACCCGAGCUCCCAUCCCCGGAUCAUCUUGAGGAGUUUGUCCUCACACCUCCUCUUGCAACUGAACCUACUCUCAGGUUCAGCAAGCGUAACGCAUCCAGAAUGCAGGACAAGAUGGAAGAUACGGCGGUGAAGCUGGCCUGCAAAAACGACCCUGAAGGUUUACAGAAAGAAGAGGCGGCGGGAGAACUUCGCGCAGGUGCAGAGAUGAUCAGGAAUGGCACACUGCAGCUGAUGAAACUGUGCGACUCCGUCAAGCAAACGAUCCAGACAUGA
Messenger RNA from Triticum turgidum subsp. durum (durum wheat), 618 nucleotides. NCBI's taxonomy places the organism in Eukaryota, Viridiplantae, Streptophyta, Magnoliopsida, Poales, Poaceae. The record is from the annotation of a GenBank genome assembly.